Molecule: messenger RNA, 839 nt
Organism: Ochotona princeps (American pika)
Lineage: Eukaryota; Metazoa; Chordata; Mammalia; Lagomorpha; Ochotonidae
Gene: GABARAP
Product: GABA type A receptor-associated protein
Exons: 1
Coding region: 93-446 (117 amino acids)
Biological process (GO): autophagy of mitochondrion; autophagosome assembly; macroautophagy
Cellular component (GO): cytosol; autophagosome membrane; autophagosome
Molecular function (GO): ubiquitin protein ligase binding; GABA receptor binding
Source: RefSeq, a predicted model, not a curated record
GUCGGCCGCGCGUCGCCUCUGUCGCCGCCGCCCCCGUCCCGGCCCCCCGGGUUCCCUCAGCCCCAGCCCGGUCCAGCCCGGUUCCCGGGAGGAUGAAGUUCGUAUACAAGGAGGAGCAUCCGUUCGAGAAACACCGCUCUGAGGGCGAGAAGAUCAGAAAGAAAUACCCAGACCGGGUGCCGGUGAUAGUAGAAAAGGCUCCCAAAGCCCGGAUAGGAGACCUGGACAAGAAGAAGUACCUGGUGCCUUCUGACCUCACAGUCGGUCAGUUCUACUUCCUGAUCCGGAAGCGAAUUCAUCUCCGAGCUGAGGACGCCUUGUUUUUCUUUGUCAACAAUGUCAUUCCACCCACCAGUGCCACGAUGGGUCAGCUCUACCAGGAGCACCACGAGGAGGACUUCUUUCUGUACAUUGCCUACAGCGACGAAAGUGUCUAUGGUCUGUGAAGCUGCUGCCCCUGAGGCGGGGGAGCCCCCUCUCACAGCCAGAGGGCUGGUCCCCCCUCCUUGACCACCUCGUCCUGCUCCGUUGCCAGCACCGCCUCCCUCCUGGGGACCCACACUUGAUGUCGCGGCUUUCCCUGUGAUGGCGGAAGGCCUCUUGCCUCCUCUUCCUCUCCCCUCUCCCCCAUUCUGCUCCAGACCUCCCCAUCGUCCAUCUCUGUCGCACCCGCCCAACUGUUGUUUUGGGUUUUGUUCCCUUUUUAACUGCCCAAGGGGUUAAGGACGGGAACAAUUCCUUCCACCCAGCAACACCUUUUUCCUGGGUAGGUGGAAGGGACUGAGAUUGUAGCAAAUGGGGGAGGGAGGUAGGAGCACAUCAAUAAAGAGGAAACCACC